Nomascus leucogenys (northern white-cheeked gibbon) is the source of this 782-nucleotide messenger RNA. RefSeq names its product signal recognition particle 14 (gene SRP14). Gene Ontology annotation, cellular component: signal recognition particle, endoplasmic reticulum targeting. Gene Ontology annotation, biological process: SRP-dependent cotranslational protein targeting to membrane. The record is from RefSeq and is a predicted model, not a curated record. Lineage: Eukaryota; Metazoa; Chordata; Mammalia; Primates; Hylobatidae. Gene Ontology annotation, molecular function: 7S RNA binding; endoplasmic reticulum signal sequence receptor activity.
UCCCGCCCAGCCUAGGCCGAACUUCCGGCUCUCACUGCUAGAGGCUUAAGCGGAGGGGAGUCUAGCCAGCGUCGCCGCGAUGGUGUUGUUGGAGAGCGAGCAGUUCCUGACGGAGCUGACCAGACUUUUCCAGAAGUGCCGGACGUCGGGCAGCGUCUAUAUCACCUUGAAGAAGUAUGACGGUCGAACCAAACCCAUUCCAAAGAAAGGUACUGUGGAGGGCUUUGAGCCCGCAGACAACAAGUGUCUGUUAAGAGCUACCGAUGGGAAGAAGAAGAUCAGCACUGUGGUGAGCUCCAAGGAAGUGAAUAAGUUUCAGAUGGCUUAUUCAAACCUCCUGAGAGCUAACAUGGAUGGGCUGAAGAAGAGAGACAAAAAGAACAAAACUAAGAAGACCAAAGCAGCAGCAGCAGCAGCAGCAGCACCUGCCGCAGCAGCAACAACAGCAGCAACAACAGCAGCAACAGCAGCAACAGCAGCACAGUAAAGGGCAUACAUUUCCUGCUUUCACCAAUUAACCGCUGAAUUGCUAUUUUUUCCUUUUGGCCACAUAGCUAGGUUUCUGGUUCCCCCACAGUAGGUGUUUUCACAUAAGAUUAGGGUCCUUUUGGAAAGAAUAGUUGCAGUGUUUAUAGGAUAGUUGUGGUAAGAAUCUAGUUUAUUUUGCAUCUGGCUAAUUGGUCUGUGCUGCAUGGUUAUAUACUCCUGGAUUAUAGAUUAAAAGUCUCUGUAGACAUCUCUGUGAAGAGCAAGCUAUCAUUAAACAUGUCUGUUUAUCAGCA